AUGCCAAAUUCUAAUUGGCUUUUAAAAAAAGACACUGCUAGUAGUGGUCGUUCUCAACGAAGCAUUCCUCAUAUUUUAAGUGGCAUCUUUCCUGGUUUAAGACAAAUAAUGAACGAAAACAAUAACAACGAUAUUAUUAAUAAUUCUUCUCCUGCGAUUACCAUAUCUACAUCUACCACAACUAAUAUUAAUACUAAUAAUACUACAACAGCUUCUGCAACGACAAAUAUACAAUCACCGUCUAAUUAUGAUGAUUUUAAUAGACAACCACGUACCUCAGAUGUUUUUUCUGAAGCUAGAACUGAUUUCAUACAUCUUUACGAUACAAACAAUUUGUCAAAUUAUGAAAUUAACAAAAAUAAUAAGAAAGAAUCUCUCACUCAUAACAAAUUUCCUGGUUCAAAAAACACAUAUUAUAGAAAUAUCUUUAUUAAUGAUAAUUCUUCACUUCAUAGAAUAGGAAAUGUUUGUUGCAGACAAUUUAACCCAACAAAUCAUUCGAUUUACACAAUAUUAGUACCAUCAAUAAUAUUUCUAAUAGGAAUAUUACUUGGUUUAGUUACCUAUUUUGUAUUGGUAAGAAACCAAAAACAGAGUUUCGAUGACACAAUUUCAUAUAAUUGUGAUGAACGUACGAAAGCUAUAAUCAAUGGUUUUGUUAAUAGUUUGGAUAUAACAAGAGAUUUUCUAGCCUUCUUCACUGUUGCUACAAAUAUUAAUAUUACAACUAUAAAUCAAAAUGAUAUGCGAUUACUUUGGGAAAAAGAUAAUGGACCGAUAAGAGAAUUAAAUGCUAACGGUGAAUUCGUAUAUCGUGGAAAUGCUUCUGAAUAUUUUCCUAUUCAAUAUUCAUAUCCUAUACCACGUGCAACUUAUUAUGAUGUCUUUUCAGAGUCUAAGCGUGCUUCAUCUAUUACAAAAGCAAGAGAAACAAAAAACAUGACUUUAACUAAUAAGUUACCAUUAGCUAGUAACACGAGCAUCGGAGGAAUUUUUGUAUUUUUUCCUUUUUAUGCAAAUGCAGUUAGCAAAGAUAACCCACCUGACUCAGAUGUUGAUGGCGUUAUAUUUGGCAUCUAUGAUAUUGACAAAAAUUUUGCAAGUAUUUUGAACCAAUUAAGUGAAGAUGGCGUUGCUCUUCGAAUAUUAGAUCAUGAUGAUGACGAUUCUGUCUUAUUUGAUUCCAGAUUACAAUCAAAUCAAACAAUAUAUCGUGCUCAACCUCCUGUUAUUUCUGAGCACAAAGUUUUGGACAGAGAUUGGAAAUUUGAAUGUUUAUUAACUUCUAAAUACUUUAAAAAAUAUUUAUACACCAGGGAUAUGGCUAACAUUCAAACUCAAAAAUUAGGCAGAACUCAAAGUUUACUCAAAGCAAUGACUGCUGAUAGUAAGGCUGUAUUAGAAGCGAUAGCUGACCCUUUGGUUGCCUUGAAUUCAAAAGGUGAAAUAGUUGGCGCAAACAAACAUGCUUUAAAAUUGACCGGUUAUUCUCCUGACGACAUCAAAGUUGAAAAUAAAAUGCAUAUAAGUCAUUUACUAUUACCUCAUCCUGAUACUCCUCCAAUUUUUGAUGAUAAUAAUAAUGGUAUUGGCUUAACAAGAGAUUCAAAUCAAUCGGAAGUGGCUGUCAAACCUGGUAUGAAAGAUGUAUUUGCAAGAAGAAAGGAUGGUACCACUUUUGAAUCCGAAGCAAACUUUUCCCAACCUGUCGUUGAAAAAAAUUAUUUCACUCAAGUUGUAAUGUUUAGAGAUGUCACUUUCAAAAAAGAAAAUGAAAGGGCUGUAAUCGAAGCAAAAAAUGAGGCUGAUCUGGCAAAUCAAUCUAAAACCGAAUUCUUAUUUUUCUUAUGUCACGAAAUUCGUAAUCCAGCUCACGCCAUAUUAGGUUUCGUAGAUAUGUUACAAAAGUCUUUAAAAAAUCAAUACGAAGAAUUAGAUUAUAUCACGGCAGCAGGAAGAUUUUUGAAUUUCAUAGUAAACGAUGUGCUUGAUUUGACUCAUCUGACAAAUCCUUCUCCUUACGAAAUAGAAUUAAAAUCUGAAGAAAUGGAUCCUUAUUUGUUAAUUCAAAAUAUUGCUAAAAUCCAAUCAAUUGAAGCCUCAAGUAAAAGGAUUAACCUGAAGACCAUCAUACAUAGUGAUCUCCCGAAAAAAUUAUAUAGCGAUCCGCAUCGAUUAGAACAAGUGUUAAAUAAACUGUUGGCCAGAUCAAUUGAAGUUUCACCGGAGGGCAGUGUUAUCGAAUUAGAGUUACAGGUAUUAAAACAAAGUAAAUCAAAAGGUGUUCUAACAAGAGUUUCUGUAAAAGAUCAUAGCAAAGGAUUUCGUACAGACGAGGAAAUUUCGGAAUUGUUUAAACCUUACUCGAAAACAAAUUCAAGUAUUGGGUCAAGGUUUCAUGCUCAAGGUUUAUCAAUGGCAUUAGCUCAAGCUAUUAUUAAGGUUAUGGGUGGUAGAUUAACGGUUGAUAAAAUCACAAAAUCUACUCAACAUGCUAGUAGAGUUUGGUUUGACAUAUGGAUAUUAACUGAAGAUGCAAAAUAUUCAAUCAGAGAAUCAUUUGAUACAAAUAUUAGUAGAAAUGAAUCUAGUGGUGGUGGCGAUGGACUUGGUUACGUAUUAUUUAACAGUAAAUUUGGUAGCGCUCCCAGUUCAACUGAUGGUAGAAAUCUUAAUUAUGUAUUAGAAGUGGACACAAUUGAUUCUGAUAAUAAAUCACAAUUAAGAAGUUCUAAAAGCAUGUCAAUUGCAAUGCCUAAACGUAGCCAUAAAUCUUAUAAAAAUGCACCUCAUAAAAUAAACUCAAAACGAUCAAAAAUGACAACAAGUGGUGAAGAAUCAGAAGAUGAUGUCCGUAGUUCAAUAAUGUUGGCAGUAUUAGGUAAUAAAUCGUCAAAAGAUGCAAAUAAAUCAAUUAUUAAAGAUAAUAAUAGUAAUAAUAAUAAGCUAAAAGAUGCAGUAAAUAAUAACAGUAAUAAUGCGUUAGGUUCUGGUGGGUCAUCUUCAACAAUAAUAACAAUAAAUAAUAAUAAUGAUAACAACAACAAUUUACAUUUGCCAAUAACGAAUGAUGAUAUAAUACAUAAUCAUAUUCAAACUAAUAAUGAAAUAUCAGUAACAACAACAAAUUCUUUAAUUGAAAACGCUAAUAUUAAUUCUUCAAGCUUAUCGCCUGGUUUACCUCCAAUUGUAACCUAUUAUUCUGGUGAUAAUAACGGACAAGAGGAGCUGGUUUUAAAUAAUAAUGAUUCCAUAAAUGAUGACUUACAAGAAGAUUAUCAUUCUUCGCCGCAAGAGCAAAGUAUGUAUUUACCUAUUAUAUCAUCUUCACCACCAUCAUCAAAAAUAACCUCAACUCAUAAUAAUGAUAGCGAUAAUACCAUAUUAUUAAAACAUCAUUCUACUACUUCAUCGUUUGAUAUAGUCAAUGCUGAUGAUAAUAAAUCAAGUAAUAAUGUCAAUUCACCACGAUCGCCAUCAAAUCAUCCAUUACACAUAACGCUUCCCAAUACAAUAUCCAUAACAAACAAAGGAAAUUCACCAUCAUCAAACGCGCCUCAUACACCUCCACCAUCAUCACAUGCACCUAGACCACCAUCUUCGUUAAAACAAUCAUCGCACCAUUCAUUACAACCGGCGGCAUCAUCAUCGCAUGAAAAACCAUUAAAUGUUUUAUUGGUAGAAGACAAUUUAGUUUGUCAGAGAGUCACCUCGAAAAUGUUACUGAGAAAUAAUUUUACGGUUGAAUUAGCAAAUCACGGUAAAGAAGCUGUAGAAAUGGUUGAUAAUGGUGAUAAGUUUUGGAAUGAUGAUGGUAACAAUGAUAACAAAGUGAUUUAUAACGCUGAUGAUAUAGGCUAUUGUUGUAUACUAAUGGAUAUUAUAACACCUGUGAUGAAUGGAUAUGAAGCAACAAAACUAUUAAGAGAUAAUGGUAUCGAUAUACCUAUAUUAGCCUUGACAGCUAAUAGUUUUGGUAGUGAUGUUAAAAAAUCUACAGAAGUUGGUAUGGAUGCGUUUUUAACUAAGCCGAUAAACGAAACUCAAUUGAUUAAUGCAAUUAACAAAGAGAUAGAGAAUUAUAAAAAUAAUAAAUUGCAACAUCAACUUAAAAAAGCAGUCGAAGAUGAAGAUGAAAUAUAUAUUGAACAAUCACCACAAUCUUUACAUUCAUUAAGGUCUUCUUGA
Messenger RNA from Entrophospora candida, 4188 nucleotides. Lineage: Eukaryota; Fungi; Glomeromycota; Glomeromycetes; Entrophosporales; Entrophosporaceae. The record is from the annotation of a GenBank genome assembly.